UUUCAAAAGUAAUGUAUCAAGGUAUCAAUUGAUAUCAAUUAAAACAUGUCUGAUCUGCUGUUAGUGUUUAUUUAAAAAAAAAUCAAUUUUUGUGAAUAAAAUAUUAUGUAUAUACAAAAUUUUUAAUUGUUAUAAAUAUUUGUCAACAUUUGUUAUUGAUUCUCCUAUGCACACAGUGUUCAAGUUUAAUAUAUAAUAUAAUAUAAAAUAUUAAACACGGUUGUUACAAAAACGACAGAAGUAUUUGUACGCAAUUAUAUUUUAGAAGAUAUAAAGAUGUCUAAAAUUAAAGAAGAUGAUGUUCUUGAAUGUUUUUUGUACACAAAAGUUUGUUACACACAACCUCCAGAGACUAUAACAGAAGAAAUACUUUUGCAAGAAAUUGAAAAAUUUAAUGAAGUAAUUGCACCCUAUGUUAAGAAUUACAUUUGGCAUAGCGAUGAAUUAACUUUUCAUCCUAGAACAAAACAGGCAUUAUUAUUAGAAAAACUUAUCGAAAGUUCAUCAGUUUCAGAAGAAUGUAAUAUACUACCUCACAUUUAUGUGUGCUUACAUUUUGAUGAAGAUAUAAGUGAUGAGUGGUUUACAGUGUUUCUAAUAUUUAAACUUACACAAACUUUUAAUGGAUUAAUAGCUAAAGUAACUGACUCAGAUGGAGAAUUCCUUUUAAUUGAAGCUGCAAAUGCUUUACCUUCAUGGGCCAAUCCUGAAACAUGUGAAAAUUGUGUGUUCAUUUAUAAUGAAGAAUUACACAUUGUUCGUGAAAAAUAUAACACAUUGUUCGAUUUAUUAAGUAAUAUACAAGAAAAACCAUAUCUUUCCAAAGCUUCUGAGAAAGUACAAGAUGCUUUAGGAAAACGAAUUAGUAUUUAUCCUGAUGAAAUUAAUAAAAGACAUCAUAAAGCUAGAGUCUUUUUACCAGAAAAAGCAGUUUUAAUACUUCGUCAAGAACCAAGAUUUGUUUCAUUAGCCAUUAGAACAAUAUGUCACUCCGAUCCACUUGAGAGAAAAGUUUGUCGUGCAAUGAAAUAUUUUCCUCCUGAACAGCGUGUUAUGGUUAACAUAAAAAUGACUAGGUGUUUAUAUGCAAUGGCAAAUCAUUGUCGCUAUACAGGAGAUCCAAGAACAGGUUGGAAUUUACCACCAGUAUCUUCUUCAAAGUAUAAUGCUCAUGCACUUGGUAUUAAAAUAGCAUGUGGAUUAGAAAUGUUGGUUGCUCGUGCGAAUGAAGAUCGUAGGAAAACAGAAAAGAGAACAAUUAAUGACCCUGAAAAACAAAAAGUAAAUGAACGUACUCUGAAUACGUAUUUAACACGUUUAGAAAGUAGUGGUUACUUUAGAAAGUUAUUGAGAGAUAGUCAAGAAUAUAAAAAUUUUGAAAACGUAGCAAAAGAUUACUAUUUAGAGCAUCUAAAUUCAAAUAAUCAUAUCACUAAUGUUAAUAAAAGUGAUGCAGAGAAAGUUUUAGAAGCUUGGGAAAACAUACAGUCUACUGAUAUUGAAUUGCAUGCUCAAGAUGAAACUACAUUAAGUCCUGCAGACAGUGACAGUUGGUUAAAUGUGGAUCCAGAACAACUGGAAGCAUUCUUAAGUGAACAGUGGACAAAUGAUAAAAAUAAAAAAUACGAACAAGAAUCACUAAGCCUUAAGGAAAAAGUGAAAACAUUUUUAAGUCGAACCAGUGACAUUGGGGGUGUACAAUUCUUAGAAGAUCACUCAAUGGACACUGAUAUAAUACACGAUCCAGAAGACAAUGGGAAAGUAGAAUUUGAUGCAGACAUAUUUGAUUGUACAUUACGAGGUAUAUUAGAUUUAGUUGUGCCGGAAAAUGAAGGAGAAUUUGAAGGGAGUUCAGAAGGAUCCUUGGGUCAAGAUGACGAGGAUAAACGUGGCGAAAUGGACAAAUAUAUGCAUUUAUUAGAUUUAGAAUUACAGUCUGAAAUUGGAAAAGAUGAAAGUUUUGAAACAAAUAAAAAUCCUGAUACUGUAGAAGAUAAUUUGUUCCAAAGUAUAAAGGAAGAAGCAGGUGGUUCAGGACCAGUUGGAAAUAUAGUAGGUGGACCUGCUCAACGACUUAUGCAUUUACAGUUACAAUCACCUACUACAGUACCUCCUGAUUUACAGAGUUAAUAAUUUUACAUACAUGUAGGGAGAAUCGAUUAAAAUGGGCGCCUUAAAAAAGUUGUGAAUUGUCAUUUAUCAUUUUGCGGUCUGUAACUUCGUUUAAACUUUUAAUGAUUAAAUUGUUUACAUAUAUUCAUAGUACAGAAAAACGCGUGUAGAUAUAUAUAUAUGUAAUGUAACGAGCACUGUUGAUAAAGAAGAUAUUAAUUGCCCUAGCGCUACAAAAAGGGCCAGCAAAUUGUUAUGUGCGUGUAUAAGUACUUAUAUACGUUGUAGACACAUAUACAGGGUGAUCCUUUCGCUAAUGGAGUCAAAGAAAGUGCCGCCACAAUGUAGUAUGAAUGGACCCAAGCCGUUUUCUCGACGGGGGUGCAUACUGUAGCUGUGUCCGUGAAAAGGUUUCGAUGACAGAAAAGGGCUUGGGUCCAUUCAUACUGGUGUGGCGGUACUUCCUUUGAGUCCAUUAACGAGAGGAUCACUCUGUAAAUACAUUCUACUGCCACGUAAUUA
Molecule: messenger RNA, 2634 nt
Organism: Osmia bicornis bicornis
Lineage: Eukaryota; Metazoa; Arthropoda; Insecta; Hymenoptera; Megachilidae
Product: protein ecdysoneless
Exons: 5
Coding region: 277-2130 (617 amino acids)
Cellular component (GO): nucleus
Source: RefSeq, a predicted model, not a curated record